AUGGCUAGCAUGCAGUGGCAGGGCAGCUUCAGGAAGUCCGAGGAGGAGGGCCAGGAAGAGGAGGAUGAGGAAGAGGAGGAAGACCUGCUGGCGAUGGGAGGAGAGGAGGAAGAGGAGAUAGAAGUGGAGGAGAUGGCAGACAUGGAGGAGAAGGCGGAGGCAGGAGUGCAGGAGACGAGGGUGGAGGUGCACAGGGCGCUGGACGAUGAGUACUUGUGGAAGAUUAUGGAAGUCGGUGACGAGGAAGACCUGCCGGAGGCACGCCCGCGCUUAACCAGCGUCGUGAGCCCCAGCCUGAGCUCGCCGUCCAGCGAGGCUCUGACGUUCAGCCCGCCCAUGAGCUUCAAGAGCUCCAGCACCAGCUCGCCCUCCAGCGUCUCCACCCAGACAAGUUUGCCUACGAUAUUUCAGACAUUUAGGAAAAGCAUGUCUGAAGUAAAUUUAGAUAGGUCGAGUAAUUAUGAUUUAUAUCCAGGAAUCCCAAUAUCAGUCCAAACAGAAGAAAGCUGGCUUCAAGAGAUGUCCAGAAAAAGGAAGCCUAGGAAGAAAAAACGCACUAUAAAGAAGGACACUGAACCUGAAAAUAUAGCUGCUAUGUUAAGAGAGAAAUGGGUAAUUAAUCCAGAAGAGCUAAAACUAAAUAUUUUAUGUGAGUUGGAGUUUGAGGAAGACUUUAUAACAUUGUUUGAGCCUUCUCUGAGAACAUUACCCAGUGUCGGGCCACCAACCUUUCUGGCAUUCAAACAGGAGUGUUCCAUUUUAGGCACUGACUUCAAGGGAGAAGAGGAAGAGAUAUUGCUGACCUGUGAAUUUUGUGGGCGUAAUCUAAGAACAUUUCUUCCUACUAUGGAUAUUUAUUCUGACAACAGUAUCUCUGAACCAAUAAAACAGACCAUCUGUUGUAGUUCUUUCCAAAAUCUGGUUGAUUACAUCUAUGAGGAAAAACAAAAAAUCCAAAACACUAAAGAGAAAUUCAUCUGUAUCGACCCUCAUAAAGCCCAUGGCACUGAGAUGGAGAGGAUCAGAGCAAAGGAAAAGGCCCUGCGGAGAAAACAGGAGCAACAAAUACCCAAACAUUGGGAACUAAAAACAAUUGAACAUACUCCUAGUUUCUCUGAAGAAGAACCAAAGCACUGUAAAACAAUUUCUUAUCAACUUUCUGUGGAUAUAACAGAAAAAAAGAUAGUUGAUGACAAAUCAUUUGAUUUUGAAAUAGACAAAAGAAACAUGUCCAUCAUUAGUUGUGAUUCUAGGACAGCGUGUGGAAAGAUCAUGAGUGAUGAGCUCGUGGAGAAGCACUAUAAACAUGGGAGCAAGUUUCUGACUUCAUUUCCAGAUGGGACAACGCAAAUAUUCUACCCAUCUGGCAACCUAGCCAUCAUCCGAGUGCCCAAUAAGAUCCGUGGUUUCACUUGUAUAGUCCAAGAAGACAUACCCACUAACCCUGCGAUCCUGGCAGUGCUGGACUCUUCUGGCCAAAGUUCCUGCUAUCAUCCCAAUGGAAAUGUCUGGGUUUACAUCAAUAUCCUUGGAGGUCAAUAUUCAGAUGAAGCUGGCAAUAGAAUAAGAGCUUGGAAUUGGUCAAGCACUGUCACUUCCUCGCCCAUUGUUUCUUUUAAACCUGUCUUUCUGGCUUUGAACCAUUAUGUUGGAAUUCGCAUCUUAGAACAAGACAAGAUUUCAAUCACUUUUCUAGCAAUGGGGCAGCAGGCAAGAAUCAGUGUCGGAACUAAAGUACAGUUGUUAAAACCUGAGGAGAUUCCAGUUCUCCAGUACGUGAGCGGGGAUGACCUUCUUCUGCUGGCCAUUUUAAUAAAGAUCCGACGCCUGUUUCAUAAACUUGAAGGAUGUGUGAAUUUUCCCUCUGGCCAGGUUUGGGAGAAAUUAAAGCAACCUUCCUACCUUUCUUCACUUUCUGUAAAACUAAUGGCCCUUUGUCACAAUUCCAGUGUAAAGACAGACACCAAAACAACAAUAGAAGCUCUAAUAAAUGAAAAAAUUUAA
Messenger RNA from Pipistrellus nathusii (Nathusius's pipistrelle), 2004 nucleotides. The record is from the annotation of a GenBank genome assembly. NCBI's taxonomy places the organism in Eukaryota, Metazoa, Chordata, Mammalia, Chiroptera, Vespertilionidae.